AUGCAAUGGUUGACGACACUUUAUGCUAUGAAAAAGUUCUCGAGCCCUUCGGGGCGCCCACAUCUUACUGCUCAGGGGUUCGGAUUGUCCCCAGAGCCGGCAGGGAGCGAGGCGGAGCGGGCAGGCCUCACCCGGUCGAUAUUAAGCGGCUGCUCGGCGUCCGUGGCAGGGAACCAAGCCACGGAGCGGGUAAAUACAUCUGGAACAAAUGACGACCUACGCUAUGUUUCUACCGGACACUCUAAAGGCCAUGGCGGCACAACGACGAUUGGCGCGGAAAUGGAGAGUUUUCCUUCAUUACCGCAAAAUAAUGGUACCAGCGAGAAGGAGGACAUCGUGCCCCGGUUCCUGGUCCUUAAAAGGAAAGAAGGGGAUUUUACAAAUGUAAGUCCCUUCUUAAUAAGUAAAACGAUAUAUGGAAUUAUAGGAAAUGUUAAAGAAGUAAAGAAAGUGAAGGGUGAACUAUGUAUUGAAACUGUGUCUAGUAAGCAGUCUAAACAGAUGCUGAAAUGCGAAAGAUUUGCUGGUUUUGAGAUUGUGGUUGAACCCCAUAAAACACUAAAUACAUCAAGGGGAGUAGUUUUUUGUAGGGAUUUGUUAAAUUGUUCCCUCGAUGAAAUUAGGGAUAACCUGAGCAGUCAAGGUGUAAUUGAUGUAAGAAGGAUAAGAACCAGACGAGACGGGGAAUUCAUUGAUACCGCCAAUCACGUCCUUACGUUCAACUCUCCUAAACUGCCAAGAAAUAUUCAGGCCGCAUUCUACCCUCUACAGGUACGACCUUAUAUUCCCAACCCUCUGCGGUGUUUUAAUUGUCAACGGUUUGGACAUUCAUCAACAAGCUGUAAAUAUGAGAAAAGGUGUGUGUGCGGGAAACCUCCACACGACGAAGAUCAAUGUGAGAUUCCUAUUGAGUGUCCAAACUGCAAAGGGCCUCACAAAUCUAUUACAAAAACCUGCCCUGUAUACAGGCAGGAAAGUAAAAUACAAGAAGUUAAGGUCAUUCAUAAACUUACCUACAUAGAAGCGAAAAAGAAAGUGGACACCAUGGUAACUCCAAGCACGUCGUUUGCACAGGUGGCUUCAGUACCUAUACCAGUGUCCGCGAAACCUGCUGAACCUGAAAUUAGAAGAAUUAUUAAAGAGGAAAUAGAAGCGUUAAAGAGAAUACUUACCUCACAAAACAUACUUGUACCAUCACCUCAACCUGUUUUAAAAGUUCCUAUACCUGUAUCUAAUAUUAAUCUCCUAUCAGAGCCUACUACGUCCUCUGAGUUAGAGUGUAUGGAUACGGAGACGAGAGGGUCAAAACGCAAGACCUCUCUUGCUAAAUCCCGGUCUAGGGAGUCAAGUGUUACAUCUGUGGAUGAAGAUAAAGUGACCGAGGCCAAGCAAGAGAGGAAGAGGAAGCCGGGGUGGCCGAAAGGCAAACCUAGAAAGCCCCGUAAUUCGGGGUCAAGAGGGUCUUGUACAAAUUAA
Photinus pyralis (common eastern firefly) is the source of this 1476-nucleotide messenger RNA. RefSeq lists its product as uncharacterized. The record is from RefSeq and is a predicted model, not a curated record. The transcript has a single exon. The coding region runs from base 1 to 1476 and encodes 491 amino acids. Lineage: Eukaryota; Metazoa; Arthropoda; Insecta; Coleoptera; Lampyridae.